AUGAAUGUAAAACAUCUUUUUUCGUUGAUAUUGCUCGCAACAUAUACCAUUUCAUGUCAUGGUGCAUUUCGUUUUGCCAAUUAUAUGCAGGAUCAUAUGGUACUUCAACGAGCACCAAAAAGAGCAGUAGUAUGGGGUUAUAGUGAUACAAGUAGUGAUAUAACACUUGAAUUUGACAAUCAAAUGUAUAAAACUAUAAGUGGAUCACAUCCUGUAAACAACUACGGUGAAAGUAUUUGGUCGAUUACGCUCGAUCCACAACCCGAUGGUGGUCCUAAUCAAAUAAAUGUUCAUCAAACAUUGCCUAAUGGCACACUUAUAACAAUUACUCUGAAUGAUGUUUAUUUUGGCGAUGUCUGGUUUUGUUCAGGACAAUCGAACAUGCAAAUGACGGUGAGAGACAUCUUCAAUGCUUCUAUCGAAAUAGCGAAUGCAAAUAAAUAUCCAAAAAUACGAUUAUUCACAGCUGCGCUCAAACCGUCAGCUACACCAGUGGAAGAACUGAUAGGUAUAGAACAAAAUUGGUCAAUACCUUCUGCGGAAAGUGUCGGUGGACCAUCAUGGUCCUAUAUAUCAGCGGUAUGUUGGCUCUAUGGUCGUAUGAUCCACGAAGAAUUAGGUGGUAUACCAAUUGGACUAAUUGUUAGUAGUUGGGGCGGUACUGCUAUUGAACUUUGGAUGCCACCACAGCCAUUGCAUGAUUGUGGUAUCUCAUCUGGAAUGGUUCCAUUGCAAAGUUAUAAUCAACUUCUGCAAAUACAAGAGACAUUAAAUAAUUCAAAUUUAUAUAAUGCCAUGAUUUAUCCUUUUACCCGGAUGGUUAUCUAUGGUGCUAUUUGGUAUCAAGGUGAAUCAAAUUCUGACUAUAAUCGUGACAAAUAUACAUGUACAUUUUCCAAAAUGAUUCAGUCUUGGCGUGAAAUAUGGCAUGAACGGACUAAUGGCACGACUGAUAUUCAAUUUCCAUUUGGAUUCGUCCAAUUAUCAACAAGUACGAAUGAUAGUCGAAAAGUUGGUGGGUUUCCAUGGAUUCGUUGGCAUCAAACAUUUGAUGUCGGAUAUGUACCGAAUCAUGUUGUCCCGAAUGUUUUCAUGGCUGUUGCUUUGGACUUACGUGAUGAUCCGAAUAACGUCCAUCCACGAACGAAGCAUGAUGUUGCCUAUCGUUUAUCUCGUGCAGGUCUUGCUGUUGCAUAUAAUCGUUCAAUCGAAUUUCAAGGUCCUAUUGUGUCCAAUGCAAAUGUAUCGAGUGAUAGAGAACGAAUCUAUGUUACAUAUACAACUGUUACGGAUAUGAUUUUUCAAAGUUUAGACGGAUUUGAAAUCUGCUGUCAAGGUGUGACAUGUGAAACGAAUGACGAUGUGUGGAUACCAUCAUCGAUUUCCGAUAAAAGCGACUUAACCCUCAUUAUCAGAAUCCGAAAUGCAUGUACAGGUAAACCCAUUUAUGGUCUUCGUUAUCUAUGGCAUGAAACACCAUGUCCAUACAAGCAAGCAGCUAUAUAUAGUUUCACAGAUCCGAAUCUACCUUCACCACCUUAUAUGAAAAUUUUUUGA
Messenger RNA from Adineta ricciae, 1557 nucleotides. The record is from the annotation of a GenBank genome assembly. Lineage: Eukaryota; Metazoa; Rotifera; Eurotatoria; Adinetida; Adinetidae.